AUGGCUUCACUGGGAUGCUUCGACUCGUCCCCUAACAGUGCUGCUCCGGCAGACGAGGCGGAGACGAAGCGGACACGCAAGCGGCGGAGUCAUCCGAAAUCGCGACUCGGCUGCACCGCCUGCAGGAGACGGAGGGUUAAGUGUGACGAAGCGCGUCCACGUUGCAGCAACUGCCAGAGGAGGGAGGAAGCUUGCAGCCUGCAGGAUCUAAUACCGACGUCGAGAAGAAAGAUCCUGCAGCCACAGGAACCGUGCAGUGGGCCGGGUCUGCAGCAGGGACUCCGUUCGCAGAUCAACAUGCUGCAGAUGAAACUGCUGCACCAUUUCAAUACGCUCACUGCCGAGACACUGGUCUUUGAUGUAUCCAUCUGGCGUGGCCGGGUUAUGACUUUGGCGCUGCAACACGAGUUUCUCAUGCACGCUGUGCUCCUCGUUGCCUCCAAACACCUAUGCUUUCUCAGGCCUGGUGAUGGAUCAUAUCGAUCAGCUUCGAUACUGCACCUCACGGAAACAUUGCGACUGUUCCGGAUCGCUCUCACACAACCGAUAUCUGCCUCCAACGCUGACGCAUUUAUCGCAACAUCGACACUCCUGGUCCACUAUGCUUGGGCAACAGACGAGGGCGCAGUCCAAGGGCAGAAUUCAAAAUUGAGUCUCAACGUAGAUCCGUUGUUCUGUUUAUCCCAGGGUCUGCGAACGCUGUUCAUGAAGGCUCACUACUUCAUCGACACUGGGGAGAGCGUUUUUGCUACCCCGGCGCGAUAUCGCCCUCGCAAGACGCUGGAGCGAGCGACGAUGGGACGCUCCAAGCCUUCGCAAGACCUGGAGAUUCUCAUUUCCGAGGCGUACUGCAGACACCGCGCAACAUCGGGGCGGCCGGUGGUGGUCGGCACCGAGUCCGUGGGUCUGAACUCGGUGACACAGUUCUUUUUCCAUCUCCAAACAGAUAAUGAUGACAAGGCCCUCACAGGAGAAGAAAUCGCGGAGGAAGAGGCGAACGAGGAUGUUGAACUGAUCGGCUUCCUCGAUGCCACCUCGCGAUUGGUGCUGAUCUUGGGGUUCUUUCAAUGGCAGCAAUCAGCCAUCACGGACCCGGAUCUUAUAACAGACACCGCCUUGGGUCAGGAUCCAACAUCCAAUGCCUCUGGUAUUGACAGAGUUGGACGUCGCCAAAUCCCGCCACUUUCAGACCUCGCCCGCUUCAUUUUCGCCUUCCCGACCCGGUCGACCGACACCUUCAUCCGCCUCGUCCAACACCACCAUCCCCACGCGCUCCUCAUCUUGUGCCUCUUCUACCGUGCCGUCUCCUUGCUCCUUCCUCGGCAACAGUGCUGGUGGAGCCAGAGGCGGGCUGAGGUUUUCGGGUCAGCCAUCGAAUGUGCACUACGAGCACGCCGCGAUGCACAUCUGGAUACGAUUUUGGAGGAGGGCAAGAGUGUGCUCAAGGGCGGCGCUGCAAGGAUCUCACAGGGUCGGGGUAAUACCGAGGUCAACGUGCAGGGACCUCUCGGAGUAGACACAUGGGAUGAAACAUGGCAGCGGACUCGACGUGUCUUGGAGAGGUUCGGCUGGAGGAAAGGACGCUGGUAUUCUGAACAGCUGGCUACGUCUCCGCGGAAUAUGUAA
Molecule: messenger RNA, 1626 nt
Organism: Fonsecaea erecta
Lineage: Eukaryota; Fungi; Ascomycota; Eurotiomycetes; Chaetothyriales; Herpotrichiellaceae
Exons: 3
Coding region: 1-1626 (541 amino acids)
Biological process (GO): regulation of transcription by RNA polymerase II
Molecular function (GO): DNA-binding transcription activator activity, RNA polymerase II-specific; zinc ion binding
Source: RefSeq, a predicted model, not a curated record